UUAAUUAACGUAAAAAUAAUUUAAAAUUAUACUCCGUAUGUGGGAACAUUAACAGUUUUACACACACAAUCUAUAUGAUAAGGAAGAUCUGAGUAUGAUACAAAUAGCUACCAUUUAUCGUUAUGAUCACAUUUCUACCAUUUAUGAUAUAAAUUGCUUUUUUAUAUCAUAGAGGGCAAAAACCGGCAGUCUGAUGGUAUAAUGAAGCAGACACCCAUCACUGAUGCCGUUGGGCUCCUCCAUGUUUUAUCGUCGUUGGUAUAAUGUUUGUGAUGAUUAUGAGGAGAGUUCAUCUGGAUCUUUCUCUGUUGGUAUGAUCUCCCACGUACACACUUACCUCCUGUUGAUACUCCGUAUUAUAAUUGUAAAUUUUUACACACACAUGAGUAUCCGGAGCCUCCGUCUUGCUUUAAAGCAAGGCAGGGUCUCUGACUCUUCCGGGCCGCUCGAUCGGGAAUUGGACGGCCGAAGAUGUUGGGCCCACCCCUUCGCCGAUCUUGAGGUCGUCCUCGUCGCCUUCCUGCCGUCGGAUGCCGCAAGGCACUCUGCCUUAUGGCAGAGGAUCUGAUCGCAUAAAUACAUAACAUGCUUGCUACAGAAAACUAAAAUUGAUAGAAUAAAUGGAGUAACUCUAGAUUUGCAGUUUUCGAAUGAACUGUUCCGAAGACAAUAUUUAUAGAUGAGUUGGUAGUUACCGUAAAUACGGAGCAUAAUUUUGAAUUAU
This is a messenger RNA of Cuscuta epithymum, 724 nucleotides long. The record is from the annotation of a GenBank genome assembly. Lineage: Eukaryota; Viridiplantae; Streptophyta; Magnoliopsida; Solanales; Convolvulaceae.